GGUUAAGCCUUGAGGCUUUGUGGAGUGUUAUGAAAUGAUCAGUGGAUGGGGCGUGUCUAAAAGAAAAUGAUUUGGGGUGAUUGCUGAAUUUGUCAUAUGAUAAACAGAAUAAGCAAGAAUGCUACUAGUGAAGAAGAAGGAGAAGAUGAACUUGAUGAGGGAUGGUGGUCACCUCCAGAUUCAGCUUUAAAAGAUGGUGAAGAGAGAGUAAUGCAGAGAAUUAUCGUUACAAUAACAGAUCUGUUUAAUGGCCGCAGAAUGUGCCAAGUCGAAGAGGGUCUCUUUCUGGGUUCUUACGGAGAUGCAAGUUAUAAGGACAGGCUUAAGAGCUUAAAUGUCACCCACAUCUUGACGGUGGCUAACUUAGCCCCAGCAUUUCCCAAUGAUUUUGUCUAUAAAGUUGUUGAUGUCAUGGACUUCGAGGACACGCACAUUGGACAGCACUUCGAGGAGUGUAUCAAUUUCAUUUAUGAAGCUAGAAGACAGGGAGGCAGUAUAUUGGUCCACUGUUUAUGGGGAAUUUCCAGAAGUGUGACGGUGGUCACAGCUUAUCUCAUGAAGCAGCAUGGAAUGCACUUGUCUCAAGCUCUGGAACACGUAAAGACCAGAAGGCCGCAGGCAGCUCCUAACAGGGGAUUCAUUGUACAACUUCAAGAUUUCGAGAGUUCUCUACGCAAUGCCACAACAAUUUGAGCCUGGAUUCGAAUUAGCCCUUCACAUGGUUUACUUGCAAAAUGUUCAAAAUUCAUUUGCAGCUGAUGUCCGUUAGUGCACGAAUUCUUUUUGGCUAUUAUAGGAUGUAUAGGAACCCUUUUUAGACUGUAGCAGAUACUUGUCAAGUAUCCUCUGUUUUUGACUCGUAGUUUUUUAGUUCUAACUUGUAACUCUACUGCACCUGUCUGAAGCAAGCGAUCGCCGGAAGAUGAACUGUGUAUGAAGAACAAUCAUGUGAAGAUACUGAAGAUGAUAGUGAUUUUUACUA
This is a messenger RNA of Syzygium oleosum, 982 nucleotides long. RefSeq names its product dual specificity protein phosphatase 1-like. The record is from RefSeq and is a predicted model, not a curated record. The coding region runs from base 97 to 693 and encodes 198 amino acids. NCBI's taxonomy places the organism in Eukaryota, Viridiplantae, Streptophyta, Magnoliopsida, Myrtales, Myrtaceae. Gene Ontology annotation, molecular function: JUN kinase phosphatase activity. The transcript has 5 exons. Gene Ontology annotation, biological process: regulation of MAP kinase activity; protein dephosphorylation. Gene Ontology annotation, cellular component: cytoplasm.